Molecule: messenger RNA, 4182 nt
Organism: Nezara viridula (southern green stink bug)
Lineage: Eukaryota; Metazoa; Arthropoda; Insecta; Hemiptera; Pentatomidae
Source: the annotation of a GenBank genome assembly
AUGAGUCGUUUAGCUUUACUUAUUUUUUUCUGUAGCAUUAGCGGUUAUCACACUCUACUUAAUCCAUAUCCGAGGAUUAGAACUAUUCCAUUUAAUGGAGAUGCAGACGACCCUCUCUUCCUGACGCCUUACAUCGAGGAAGGUAAGAUACAAGAAGGUCAGGCGGCUUCAAAGGUAGAACUGCCAUUUACCAAUGUCACCAGCUACACUGGCUACCUCACCGUCAACAAGACCUUCAAUUCCAAUCUCUUCUUCUGGUACUUCCCUGCUGAGGUAGACCCGAAGAACGCUCCCGUAGUCCUUUGGCUCCAAGGAGGUCCUGGAAGUUCUUCUCUUUAUGGACUCUUUUGCGAAAAUGGCCCAUUCUCUGUUGACGUCAGAUUGAUUGUACAAGCACGCGAACACUACUGGUCACAAUUUUUCAACGUAAUUUAUAUCGAUAACCCAGUCGGAACAGGAUAUAGUUUUACUGAGAAUGAUGCUGGAUAUGCAACUGACCAAGUGAAGGUAGGGGAGGAUCUUUACUCUGCUUUACUGCAGUUCUUCCAGCUGUUCCCAGAUUUGCAGAAGAACGAAUUCUUCGUCAGUGGCGAGUCUUAUGCUGGGAAGUACAUCCCCGCAAUAGGUUAUACCAUCCACAACAACAACAAAAUAAACAAACAGAAGAUCAACUUGAAAGGACUAGCAAUAGGUAACGGUUUAACUGAUCCGGAGAACAUGAUGGUAUACGCGGAUUAUGUUUAUCAACUUGGUCUUGUGGACUCUAACACCAGGGAAGUAAUUAGGAAUUUACAAGAUAAAGCAGUGAAAUUAAUAAGGCAACGUCAAUAUUCUGAGGCAAAUACUGUAUUCCAUAAUAUUGUAGGUUCGUUAAGCCCUCAUAUAAACAUUUAUAACUAUCUUGAAAGCGGCUACUUUGAUGUAGAAGAAGUCUACAGUGAUUAUGUUCAGAUGGACUUCGUCAGGAUAGCCAUUCACGUCGGUAAUCGCGAUUACAGUGACGGUUCUAAAGCUGGAAAGUAUCUUGAAAAUGACAUCAUGCAAUCUGUCAAACCAUGGGUCGAAGUAUUAUUAGAAAAUUACCGAGUAAUGUUUUAUAGCGGUCAAUUGGACAUAGUAGUCGCGUACCCAUUGACGAUGAACUUCUUGCCAAAACUAAAUUGGACAGGCUCUGAGGAAUACAGAACUGCACCGAGGAAGGAAUGGAAGGUAGACGAUGAACUGGCUGGGUUUUACAAGAAGGCCAAAACAUUAACAGAAGUUUUCGUCCGAGAUGCAGGACACAUGGUGCCAAAGGAUCAGUCGAAAUGGGCUCUCGACAUGAUAACCCAAUUCGUUUACAAUAACAUUAGCGGUUACCAUACGUUGCUUAAUCCCUAUCCGAGGAUUCGAACUAUUCUAUUCAAUGGAGAUGCUGGUGACCCGCUCUUCCUGACGCCUUACAUCGAAGAAGGUAGGAUACAAGAAGGACAGGAGGCAGCCAGAGUAAGUCUGCCGAAGACCAACAUCACCAGCUACAGUGGCUACUUCACCGUCAACAAGACCUUCAACUCCAAUCUCUUCUUCUGGUUCUUCCCUUCUGAGGCCGACCCGAAGAAUGCUCCCGUAGUUCUUUGGCUCCAAGGAGGGCCUGGAGGUUCUUCUCUUUUUGGGCUCUUCUGUGAAAAUGGUCCAUUUUCUGUCGACACAAAACUGACUUUACAAGAACGCCAAUACUCCUGGUCACAACUAUUCAACGUAAUUUAUAUCGAUAACCCAGUCGGAACAGGAUUCAGCUUUACUGAAAGUGAUUCGGAAUAUGCAACUGAUGAAGUCAAGGUAGGGAAGGAUCUUUACUCUGCUUUAUCACAGUUCUUCCAGCUUUUCCCAGAUUUGCAGAAGAACGAUUUCUUCGUCAGUGGCGAGUCUUAUGCUGGGAAGUACAUCCCCGCAAUAGGUUAUACCAUCCACAACAACAACAAAAUAAACAGACAGAAGAUCAACUUGAAAGGACUAGCGAUAGGUGACGGGUUCACUGAUCCGGAGAACAUGAUGGUAUAUGCUGAUUAUGUUUAUCAACUUGGUCUUGUGGACUCUAAUACCAGGGAAGAACUCAGAAAUUUACAAGAUGAAGUAGUUAAAUUAAUUAGGCAACAUCAGUAUUCUGAGGCAAGUACUGUGUCUGAUGAAAUUUUGGGCAGGUUAAGCCCUCGAAUAAACGGGUAUAACUACCUUCAAAGCGGCUCCUUUGAUCCUGAAGGUGCCUACAGUGAUUAUCUUCAGACUGACGUGGUCAGGAGAGGCAUCCACGUCGGUAGUCGCACGUACAAUGACGGUUCUAAAGUCGGACGGUAUCUUGCGAAUGACGUCAUGCAAUCAGUCAAACCAUGGGUCGAAGUAUUAUUAGAAAAUUACCGAGUAAUGUUUUAUAGCGGCCAAUUGGACAUCAUUGUCGCGUACCCAUUGACGAUGAACUUCCUGCCCAAACUAAAUUGGACGGGCGCUGAGGACUACAGGACUGCACCGAGGAAGGAAUGGAAGGUAGACGAUGAACUGGCUGGGUUCUACAAGAAGGCCAAAACGUUAACAGAAGUUCUGGUCAGAGAUGCAGGACACAUGGUGCCUCAGGAUCAGCCGAAAUGGGCCCUUGAUUUGAUAGCCCGAUUCGUUUACAAUAACGGCUAUAUUUGUCAUGCUUUUCUUAACCCAUACCCAAAAUUUAGAUCCAUCGCGUCCACUGGGGAUGCUGGUGACCCGCUCUUCCUGACGCCUUACAUCGAAGAAGGUAGGAUCCAAGAAGGACAGGAGGCAGCGAAGGUAAAACUGCCUGGUACCAACGUCACCAGCUACAGUGGCUACCUCACCGUCAACAAGACCUUCAACUCCAAUCUCUUCUUCUGGUACUUCCCUUCUGAGGCCGACCCGAAGAACGCUCCCGUAGUUCUUUGGCUCCAAGGAGGGCCUGGAGCUUCUUCUCUUUUUGGGCUUUUCUGUGAAAAUGGUCCAUUCUCCGUUGAUAAAAGCCUAGCUUUAGCAGAACGCAAAUACUAUUGGUCACAAUUAUUUAACGUAAUAUACAUCGAUAACCCAGUCGGAACAGGAUUCAGCUUUACUGAAAGUGAUUCGGAAUAUGCAACUGAUGAAGUCAAGGUAGGGAAGGAUCUUUACUCUGCUUUAUCACAGUUCUUCCAGCUUUUCCCAGACUUGCAGAAGAACGAUUUCUUCGUCAGUGGUGAGUCUUACGCUGGGAAGUACAUCCCCGCAAUAGGUUAUACCAUCCACAACAACAACAAAGUAAACAGACAGAAGAUCAACUUGAAAGGACUAGCGAUAGGUGACGGGUAUACUGAUCCGGAGAACAUGAUGGUAUACGCGGAUUAUUUGUAUCAACUUGGCCUUGUGGAUUCUAAUGCCAGGGAAGAACUUAGAAAUUUACAAAAGGAAACAGUAGAAUUAAUUAGGCAACAUAAUUAUUCUGAGGCAAGAGUUGUGUCUAAUCAAGUUUUGUAUUCGUUAAGCCCUCAAAUAAACGUGUAUAACUACCUUCAAAGCGGCUCCUUUGACCCAGAAGGCCCCUACAGUGAUUAUCUACAAACUGACGGGGUCAGGAAAGGCAUCCACGUCGGUAAUCGCACGUACAAUGGCGGUUCUACAGUCGGACGGUAUCUUGCGAAUGACGUCAUGCAAUCAGUCAAACCAUGGGUGGAAGUAUUAUUAGAAAAUUACCGAGUAAUGUUUUAUAGCGGCCAAUUGGACAUAAUCGUCGCGUACCCACUGACGAUGAACUUCCUGCCCAAACUGAACUGGACGGGCUCUGAGGACUACAAAACUGCACCGAGGAAGGAAUGGAAGGUAGACGAUGAACUGGCUGGGUUCUACAAGAAUGCCAAAACGUUAACAGAAGUUCUGGUCAGAGAUGCAGGACACAUGGUGCCUCAGGAUCAGCCGAAAUGGGCCCUUGAUUUGAUAGCCCGAUUCGUUCACAAUAACACUGUCAGCUAUGUUUCUUGUUCUCCUCUCAACAUGGACCCGAAGAUUCAAUCCAUCUCGACCAAUAGUAAUGUAGAAGAUCCACUCAUCCUGACACAGUCCAUCGAAGAAGUCAAGAUAAAUGAAGAACUACCCGGCACCAACAUGACUUGUUACAGUGCUUGGAAAAUCAUUCUCAUUUUGAUAGAUCUAGCUUUAAUAAGUUUCUCUUAA